AGCCGAGGGUUGAGGGUACUGAGCCAGCGCACUGCCUUGUCACCUCUGCCCCCCCUCCCCGACCCACCCAAAGACACCUGCACCCUCCAUGCGGAGCCAAGAUGGGGAACGGAACGGAGGAAGAUUAUAACUUUGUCUUCAAAGUGGUGCUGAUCGGCGAGUCAGGCGUGGGGAAGACCAACCUGCUGUCCCGAUUCACGCGCAACGAGUUCAGCCACGACAGCCGCACCACCAUCGGGGUCGAGUUCUCCACCCGCACCGUGCUGCUGGGCACCGCAGCUGUCAAGGCGCAGAUCUGGGACACAGCUGGCCUGGAGCGGUACCGAGCCAUCACCUCGGCGUACUACCGUGGCGCGGUGGGGGCCCUCCUUGUGUUCGACCUAACCAAGCACCAGACCUACGCCGUGGUGGAGCGCUGGCUGAAGGAAUUGUAUGACCACGCAGAGGCCACCAUCGUCGUCAUGCUUGUGGGAAACAAGAGUGACCUCAGCCAGGCCCGCGAGGUGCCCACGGAGGAGGCCCGAAUGUUUGCCGAAAACAAUGGGCUGCUAUUCCUGGAGACCUCCGCCCUGGACUCCACCAACGUGGAGCUGGCCUUUGAGACCGUUCUCAAAGAGAUCUUUGCGAAGGUGUCCAAGCAGAACCAGAACAGCCCCCGGAGCAAUGCCAUCGCCCUGGGCAGUGCCCAGGCUGGGCAGGAGCCCGGCCCUGGGCAGAAGAGGGCCUGCUGCAUCAACCUCUGACUUUGGCUUCUCCCCACCCCCACCCCAGCUCAGUUCGGGGACUUUUCUCUGCCCUUCGGUUCUAGAAGUCAGGGUGUCUGGUUCCCAACUCACUAUCCCCAGAGCCCUGAGGUCUCUACGCACCUCCACACAGGUCCCUGUGAUCUGCUACCCCCGUGCACCCUAGGGCCCAAUAAAGCCGUUUUGUAUCAA
This is a messenger RNA of Oryctolagus cuniculus (rabbit), 935 nucleotides long. It is a transcript of the gene RAB25, whose product is annotated as RAB25, member RAS oncogene family. Lineage: Eukaryota; Metazoa; Chordata; Mammalia; Lagomorpha; Leporidae. The record is from RefSeq and is a predicted model, not a curated record. Gene Ontology annotation, molecular function: GTPase activity; GTP binding.